AUGUCUCGAACUAAAAAGGGAAUUCAAAUUGCAAUUGAUAGAGGUGGGACAUUUUGUGAUGUCAUAGCCAAAAUUCCUGGUCAACCAGACUAUGUAUUCAAAUUGUUAUCCGUUGAUCCACAGAAUUACAAGGAUGCACCUGUAGAAGGAAUUCGUCGAGUUUUAGAAAAAGCAACAGGUGCAAAGAUACCUAAAGGAAAAAGGCUUAGUUUGGAGUCAAUACAAAGCAUUAGAAUGGGUACCACCGUAGCCACAAAUGCAUUGUUGGAACGGAAGGGUGCCAAGGUUUUGCUUGUCACUACAAAAGGGUUCAAGGAUGUCUUGCUAAUUGGUAAUCAAACAAGACCUCAUAUUUUUGAUUUGACAGCGAAAAAAUUGGGGCACCUCUAUUAUCAAGUUUUAGAGAUUGAUGAAAGAGUUACGAUUGCUGGGUUUUCAGAAGGUGGAGGUGACAAUUUGAAAGUUGAUGUUGAGUCUGAUCCUGAAUUACGAGAAAGUGUUACCGGAGAUAUUGUCAGAGUUAUAAAAGAGCCAGAUUAUACAAAAAUUGCUGCUGAUUUGCGAGAAGUAUACUACCAGGGUGAAAUUAAAACAAUAGCAUUAUCAUUACUCCAUGCAUAUGCCUAUCCACAACACGAAGCUAAGAUAGCUGAAAUUGCAAAGAAAAUUGGUUUCAACGUUUCUGUGUCGCAUGAGCUUCAACCUAUGCUUGGAUUUGUCAAUAGAACCUCGUCAACUGUCGCAGAUGCAUAUCUUUCUCCGGUAAUCAAUGAGUAUGUCAGGAACUUUGGUGCAGGAUUUGAAGGGGGAUUAGAGGCAUUUGGUAAUAAGUUGUUAUUUAUGCAAUCAAAUGGUGGUUUAUGUCCGUGGUAUAAAUUUACCGGGUUGAAGGCGAUUUUAUCUGGUCCAGCCGGUGGUAUGGUUGGUUAUGGUGAGACCUGUUAUGAUGGCAUUUCAAAAAAGGCAACCAUAGGUUUUGAUGCCGGAGGUACGUCAACAGAUGUCUCAAGAUAUGCUGGGAAUUUGGAUCACAUUUAUGAGACAGUUGUCAGUGAAAUAAAUUUACAAACACCUCAAUUGGAUAUUUCUACUGUUGCAGCCGGGGGUGGUUCUAUGUUGUUUUGGAAAAAUGGAAUGUUUGUUACUGGUCCUGAAUCUGCUGGCUCUGACCCUGGCCCUGUAUGUUACAGAAAGGGGGGGCCUUUAACAGUAACAGACGCCAAUUUGUUUCUCAAUCGGUUAUUGCCAGACUUUUUCCCCAAGAUUUUUGGUCCAACUCACGAUCAGCCUUUAGAUUAUGAAUUGACUGCAGAAAAAUUUAGAGCCUUAGCAGACGAGAUCAACAAAGAUAAAGCAGAAGAAGGGAUAAUUUUGACACCAGAAGAAGUCGCCAAUGGAUUUUUAAAAGUGGCCAUUGAGUCAAUGGCAAGACCGAUCAGGAACAUGACAGAAGCCAAAGGCUUUGAAACUGCUCUGCAUAAUUUAGCAAGCUUUGGCGGCUCGGGUGGCCAGUUUGCUGUUUCAUUAGCAAAGAAUUUGGGAAUUUCUCAUGUUGCCAUCCACAAGUACUCUUCUUUGUUAUCUGCGCAUGGUAUCCAGUUGGCAGAUAUUGUUAUUGAAAAGCAAUCGCCAGCGUCUUUUACUUACUCACAGAAGAAUUUUGCCGCUAUUGACAAUAAGAUAAAGCACUUGAUUGCGGCUGCACGAAAGGAUUGUGAAGAACAGAAUUUGCUUGGUUUCAAGACCAGAUGGGAAACUUUGUUAAAUAUGAGAUAUGUUGGAUCUGACACCCAUUUACUCAUCCCUGUUACUAAAGGUGAAUAUGAUGCAGAUCAGAAGUUUAUUACUCGACACAAGAAUGAAUUUGGGUUCAAUUUGGAUAGAAAAGUCUUGGUCGAUGACGUCCAAGUUUUGUUGCAUGUUGAGUCUGAUGAUAAAGCGAAAUAUAAUCCAUAUGAGGACUUUGCCAAAUUGGAAAAUAAGAAUUCAUAUCUAGCUCCUUCAAAAAUUCAAAAGAAUGUUUAUUUUGAAACAGAAGGGUGGUUGGAAUCAUCUGUUUAUUUUUUACCCGAUUUGCAAAAAGGGCUGAUUAUCAAGGGUCCGUCUAUUAUAAUUGAUAACACACAAACAAUUCUAGUUGAGCCACGCUCCAAGGCAGCAAUUCUAACUGACCAUAUAUUAAUCGAAGUAGAACAAGAGAAAAAGUUAGAACUUUCAAAAACAACAAUUGAUCCUAUUCAGUUGUCUGUAUUUGGACACAGGUUCAUGUCAGUAGCUGAACAAAUGGGUAGGACAUUACAGCAAACUGCAAUAUCUACAAAUAUUAAAGAAAGGUUAGAUUUUUCAUGUGCCAUAUUUGAUAGCAAUGGUGAUUUAAUCGCCAAUGCCCCACAUAUUCCAAUUCAUUUGGGUUCUAUGUCUUAUGCAGUCAAAGCUCAGAUCGAAUUGUGGAAAGGGAAACUACAUCAUGGUGAUGUAUUGGUUUCAAACCAUCCCAAAGCUGGCGGAUCGCACUUGCCAGAUAUUACAGUUAUCACGCCAGUUUUAGACAAAUCUAACAACCCUCUUUUCUGGACUGCUUCAAGAGGGCAUCAUGCUGAUAUUGGUUCUAUAGCGGUAGGAUCAAUGCCACCAAAUUCUAAAACCAUUUAUGAUGAAGGUGCUGCUAUAAUCACACAUAAGUUGUGCAACAAAGGUGUAUUCGACGAGGAAGGGGUCAUCAAAAUUUUGGUUGAAGAACCAGCCAAACAUCCUGGUGGAUCAGGAACUAGAACGUUGAGUGAUAACAUAUCUGAUUUGAAAGCACAGGUCGCAGCAAAUUAUAAAGGUAUCACUUUAUUGAACAGAAUGGUGGAAGAGUUUACGUUUGAAGUUAUUGAUUUAUACAUGAAAGGUAUCCAAUCUACUGCCGAGAUCUCAGUCCGAAACUUGUUGAAAUUGGCAUAUAAGAAAUUUGGGGGUAAUAAAUUAAAAGGUGUCGAUUAUUUGGAUGACGGAACUGCAAUUGCUUUGACAGUUGACAUUAAUCCAGAAACAGGGUCGGCGUUGUUCGAUUUUAGUGAAUCGGGAGAUGAAGUAUACGGUAACUUGAAUGCUCCAAGGGCAAUAUUGUAUUCGGCCGUGCUCUAUGUAUUGAGAUGUUUAAUCAGUACUGAUAUCCCUCUUAAUAAUGGCUGCUUGAGACCAAUAGAAUUUAGUACGAGAGAAGGGUCGAUUGUCAAUCCGUCUUACGAUGCAGCAGUAGUUGGUGGAAAUGUUGAAACCACUCAAAGGAUUGUAGAUGUGAUGCUAAAGACUUUUCAAGCUGCUGCAGGAUCACAGGGAACUUGUAAUAAUUUCACUUUUGGGACGAAUGAUCCAACCAAGGGUAUAUCCUUUGGAUAUUACGAAACAAUAUGUGGCGGCUCUGGUGCUGGUCCCACAUGGGAUGGUCAAUCGGUGGUCCAAUGUCAUACUACAAAUACAAGAAUGACCGAUACAGAGUUAUUUGAGAAAAGAUAUCCUGUGUUGGUUCAUGAAUAUUCAGUUCGUCAAAAUUCAGGAGGUAGAGGGUUUCAUAAAGGUGGAGACGGUGUUGUUCGAGAUAUAGAGUUUUUGUAUCCUUUGGAAGUUUCGUGUUUGAUGGAAAGAAGAUCAUUAGCCCCAUAUGGGUUGUUGGGUGGUGGUGAAGGUGCUCGUGGUAUCAAUUAUUGGUAUCAGAAAUUGGAUAACGGGAGGUAUAGAAAGAAGUCGUUGGGUGGGAAAUGUACUGUUAAAGUGGGAGCGGGUGACAGAAUUGUAAUUAAAACUCCAGGUGGGGGCGGAUUUGGUGAGCUGUUGCCAGGAGAGUUGAAUUUCCCCAUUGAGAGCUCGCGUCCCAGUGUCUUAACGGGAUCUGUGGGGGUUAGAAAAAUCACCCAACAAACUAAUUGA
Molecule: messenger RNA, 3912 nt
Organism: Candida dubliniensis CD36
Lineage: Eukaryota; Fungi; Ascomycota; Pichiomycetes; Serinales; Debaryomycetaceae
Gene: HYU1
Product: 5-oxoprolinase
Exons: 1
Coding region: 1-3912 (1303 amino acids)
Biological process (GO): glutathione metabolic process
Cellular component (GO): cytosol
Molecular function (GO): 5-oxoprolinase (ATP-hydrolyzing) activity
Source: RefSeq, a predicted model, not a curated record